ACAGAUGUAAGUUUAAUCCAGGCAACAGCCAGAGCUGGCAAGUGAAUAAGAGGUUGCCCUUUUGCUAACAUGCAGUAGUAUUCAGUAGAAUAUUCAGGAGCCAGCGCAACUGUCAAGGCGGACUCAGACGGGGAGAUGAAAACCUCCUGGAACUGUGUGUUCGUGUUUUAUUCUCUCCAUCCCUUUGUGUGGAUCUAUGCGUUUCCACUCUUAAAGCUUGGCAGCAAGAGGUGUUAUCUCUAGCACUGAGCUCAGCUUUAAAAGGAAAUUGCAAGACUCUAAGUCUGCCUUUCAGCCCGUGAUGAGCCUCUGAUUAAUAGAUAAAGCGAGAGGGGGACACCCGGAUGAAUCAAGGAAAAACUUGCAGAGGGGAAUUCACCACACGAGCUCUGCUUAUUUUUGGACUCUGGUUUUUGGAAGAUUUAGAUUAUUCUUUCCUCUUUUUUUUUUCUAAAGCUUUGAACUGGACCUACGUUUAAUGUAUCUGAAGUCCGCAGUGAUUGCACAUUUGUUUCUCACGCCAGCUGAGGCAGAGAUGCUGUAAUGUUGUGCAUGGCUUUGGACUUCCUUUGAGAGGCUGUUGUGUUCACCUGAUCAGCGGUCAUCUACUGUUUGAAUACAUGCUGAUCAGCUCUUCCACCUUUCUGCCCCUCUUUUUUUCUACAUAACAUUGUAAGCAGGUUAAUCACUUAAGCGACUGGGCAGUGAUUUGUAACGGAGUGUGUGAGGCUGGAUUCGGAGUGGUCGUCUCCUUCUGACUGAACUGUCUCAUGCUCUUCAGAGGAUCCUGAGACUUUGCACCUCCCAGGAGUUUGUCUUACCUGAUUUAACCAAAGGAGAGUUUAAAGUAUCGGCCAAAAGCCAGGAUGCAGGUGUCCUUAGUUUGCACGGACCACCGUGGGGGGGUGAGCCGCACCACGGAGGACCGGCUAAACCGACAGAAUGCCAACAGCCCGAACACAGGCACCCGCAGCAAGUUCAGAGCAGUGGCGAUGGUGGCUCGCAGUCUCGGACAACUCUCUGUUCAGAGUGUGCCUUCCUCCAGCGAGCAAAGCAUGAAGACUGGCAUGAAGUAUAGAAACCUUGGGAAGUCUGGCCUGCGGGUAUCCUGCCUCGGAUUAGGAACAUGGGUGACGUUCGGUGGACAGAUAACGGAUGAGAUGGCGGAGCAGCUGAUGACUCUGGCUUAUGAAAAUGGCAUCAAUCUGUUUGACACAGCGGAGGUCUACGCUGCUGGGAAGGCAGAGGUGGUGCUCGGAAACAUUAUAAAGAAGAAAGGAUGGAGACGUUCAAGUCUGGUGAUAACAACAAAGAUCUUCUGGGGUGGAAAAGCGGAGACUGAAAGAGGUUUAUCCCGAAAACAUAUUAUAGAAGGUUUAAAAGCCUCUCUAGAAAGACUGCAAUUAGACUAUGUGGACGUGGUUUUUGCAAACAGACCGGACCCUAAUACACCUAUGGAAGAAACGGUUCGAGCAAUGACCCAUGUGAUAAAUCAAGGCAUGGCCAUGUACUGGGGAACGUCCCGCUGGAGCCCGAUGGAGAUAAUGGAAGCGUACUCUGUGGCUCGACAAUUCAACCAGAUACCACCCAUCUGCGAGCAGGCUGAGUACCACAUGUUCCAGAGAGAGAAGGUGGAGGUGCAGCUGCCUGAGCUCUUCCAUAAGAUAGGUGUGGGGGCCAUGACGUGGUCUCCACUAGCCUGUGGGAUCAUCUCAGGAAAAUACGACGGCAGGGUGCCUCCGUACUCUCGGGCCUCUCUGAAGGGUUACCAGUGGUUGAAGGACAAGAUCUUGAGCGAGGAGGGCCGGCGUCAGCAGGCGAAGUUGAAAGAGCUGCAGGCAAUCGCGGAGCGGCUGGGCUGCACUCUGCCCCAACUCGCCAUCGCGUGGUGCCUACGGAACGAGGGGGUGAGCUCUGUCCUUUUAGGGGCGUCCAACACCGACCAGCUGAUGGAGAACAUAGGAGCGAUACAGGUUCUUCCAAAGUUGUCAUCGUCCAUCACACACGAGGUGGACAGCAUCCUGGGGAACAAGCCGUACAGUAAAAAGGACUACCGCUCCUAACGCGCAGCACGGCCCCGCCCGGCAGGGCUGCACCUGGGCUGCAGCUGCAGUGCCCCACCUUUGCCUGAUCCUCUGUUUGCUUGAGCUUUUACUGAGUGAGACCCUGGCGCAUGAGUCUGGCCACACCAAGGCCACCCAGGGCACCUCAUUUAGAGUUACAGGGAUAAGAUAAGAAAAGGGGGAAAAAAUACAGUCACCUCCAGGGGGGGUGGGGGUGGGGGGACGGGAAGAGAGACAGAAGUGGAAGAGAGGUUAGGGAUAUGCGCUCAUACUUAAAUCAGUUAUACAUUCAAUUCAGCUGAACGUAUUUUAAAACAGUAGAGAAAAAAAUACCUUUUUAAAAAAAUAAGCACACGCUUGCUUGGCAGCCAGAUUUCUUUUUUUAUUUGCUUUGAUUUCUAAAACUGAAUGCAACUAAAGGAAGAUUAAGUUCAUACUGUAGGAAUAUAUGAGAACUACUCUGUUGCACAUGUACCAUAGCCAUGCAUUUGUUCCUUGGACGUUCUGUUUACAAAACACCUGUGUACUGUACAAGUCCGUCAAGGUUUCUCUGAAAAACCUUUUGUUUGUGUUGUCGACAUCGUCCGUGUACGAGCCUGUGCGUGGGCUUUAACAAUCAGCACUUUAGUAUUGUCAGUAGGUGUUGGAGGGUAGUUCUUAGGAGGGGAGAGGAUGGGUAUUACAAGUCUUAUAUCACAGCCAUUGCACUAUAGAAUCAUAUCUCCUCCUGAUAGGUCCCUCUUCUCCUCAUCCUCUCUUUGAGUCUUCACUGGCAGUGCGUUCGUCCGGCCUCAUGCUCCGACUCUCCUGCUGUCUCGACAUGAGGAGGGGGAAUGAGGUUCCUCCGGAGAGUAGGCCGACGUAUUGGGCAACUCGUCUGCCACUGAAGAGAUUAGCUAUUUAUUCACCCCUAACGGUCGGAAACUGCGGUCGCGUUCAAUCAAACGCAGUGUGGUACUUCACUGUGUCGCCCAGCCUCUGCUCUCCGCUCUCAGGCUGAGGAUUUACUGUGCAGGAAGUGGUCAUAUCAGCGCUGGCUCCACAUCUCAUGGAAACUUCUCCUUGAUCAAAUUCUGUUCAAGUAUUUUGCCUUAUUUACAGUUGCAUCAGACUGUGCUGUGGGCUUUGGCAUAGGCGAGCAGCUCGACAGCUGCCCCUUUGGCCGACCGGUCUCGUGUCCCCAGUAAACACUGGAACGCUGACUGGAGGAAGAGGCGGCGUGUCCAGUUAAUCAGCGGGUGGCAGCAGCUCAGGGAACAGAGCAGGUGGUUUUUAGUCGUGUGUUGGCGUGCACAUGGUCUGGAGGUUGUAUUUACUCGUCUGUCUUUCUUUCAUGUGUGGACACUGGGCAGGACCAGUGACAUCUUAGCGUGACUUGAGCCAAAGAUCUUCUUCUUCUUCAUUUCUCUUUGACAACACACCCGAGUGUUUCACUCUCACUUCCUGCAAGAUUAUAGAACUCAUCUUGACGCAUGUGCUGUCCGGCUUGUUAUCUACCAGUAGUAUGGACGUAACUCCAUAUAUAUAUCUUUAUUGACCACGCUGUUAUACUAGCUAACAAAUAUGUCCUUCAUAUACAGAAUGCAUUAGUACAGCUACUCGCUUUAGGAUCGGUAAGGUUUGUUUCAGGCGCCGUACGACCUGAGACGUGUCAGAAAUAUUACUGCAGAAUUAGACGCCACCUUAUAUCAUUCUUUCUCCUUUGGGUGCUCUCCUACUGUGAUCAAAGCACAAGUGGAUAGCAUGUGAUACAUCCUCCAAGCAUGGACCCUCUUCACCCGGCCUACAGUACCUACGGGACGAGCAAGCUGACGCUACUCCGCUUACUAACACGUCGUGUAGGUAAACAAAUCUUUACUAACAGCUGAUAAACGAUUCUUAGCCGAAAAUAAACAAGUACACAUAAAUAAAACUGUCAUAUUAGUGUGAAUGGCGACGUGAAUGAGGCGUUAGAGUGGAGGGGAUAAUCAAAGUUAACGUUACUGUGUGGGAUUUGUGCGGAUGAAGAUGCUUCUCCUCCGACGUGAUUUUUAACAGCGGCAAAGUGAUUUCAUGUCUCUGCUGUUGAUCCUGUUGGUGUGCAUGCGUGAAUGUGUGUGUGUGUGUGUGUGUGUGUGUGUGUGUGUGUGUGAGAGAGAGGAGGGGGAGAGGCAACUAAACUAAUCCCUUGCUUUAGCCUGUUGUAUUAGUUGAUCCCUGUAUAUGGUUGAUUUGCUGUGUCUGAGUGUUUCUCAAAAGAAGAGAAAAAAAAAAAAGAAACUCAAAGAGCAUUUAGUUCAUUUCGUCUGUGGAGUUUCUGUGUCUUAAAUAUUUUCAUCUGCAGGGAGCAGGGAGGACGUUUGAGACUUAGAGUGUGACAUUUUGGGAAAUACUCUUAUUUAUACCAAGAGUUAAAAGAAGAUUGAUGCCACUCACGGCUGUCUGUUGAAAUAUGAAGUCAUGUUACAGCGAGCAGCAGGCUAACUUAGCUUAGCAUAAAGACUGGAAACAGCUGGUUGGCACCUGAUCCUCCAACCUGCUCCUCUAAAGCUCACCGAUUAUCACGUUAUAACUUGUUUGUUUAAUCCAUACAAUAAUUAGUUUGCUGGGUAGGGAAACAGACUUUAACACAAGACCUGUUCAUAAUCCUCCUGUAAAACGGCAAAUCGUCGUUUGUUUGUUGAGCAGAUUUUUUUCCUUUCAGCGCUGGCGUCUUUUUCCAGUUGCUCACAAUGAGGAGUAGCGUAUGCUGCCACCUAGAGAAAAGCACCACGCCCAGCAGCUUUUUUUUCAGAGUGCUUUUUUGUGCGCCCACUCCUGUCAGCUUUUCAAAAAUGCGCCGGUGAUGUCACUGCUGCUCCUUUAGCUUUAGGCUGCUGUCACAACAAAGACAGUAAAGACCAUUUUGUGGGAGCAGAUCGACCAGCGGACACUGGAUGUUGCUGCGGAGUGUUGUGCUUUUAUCACAGCACUGUUUAAGUUUGCUAACCGUGUAGUCAACCGUCUGUUAAUGUAGCAUCGCGUCAACUGCCUAGUUAAUGUUAGUGUCAAGAUAUUGUUGUCAUAGAUACCAAACCCAUGCGCGGUGCUGGGAUGAAGCGCUCCCCAACAUCAUGCCACCGCUUUUCUGCCAAAGAAAAACACUUAAGGCUCCAAACAAACUAGAUGUAACUUAUUAAUUAGUGAGCCUUAUAGCAAGUUCAUACGAUACAAUUUAACCCGCUUUUCCAUUCGCCAACAGCUUUUGAAGAUCGCAGACAUAAGCCCCAGAUCAGAGGCAUAUCGGAGCACGCAAAGAUGCGAUCUGAGAGAUGCAUUGCAAACGCCUGAGGUGUUUCUAUGGACCUGUCUGCAAGUCCAGAUCCUGAAGUGUGAAAUUUGUUUCAUCAGUCGCGACAAAUUAAAGCAAAUGAGAGUGCAAGAUACAGGCAGAGGGAAAUAUCUGGGAGGAGUCGCAACACCUGCAACAGAACGUCAGCGGACGUGACAGUGAGAACGACUGCAAAUCAGCGCACAAACAGCUUGGAUCGCUAGCUUCUUGCAGAUGUAGUCCUUUCCUGUAUCAUGUUUUGUUGAUUAAAUGUAGUUUGGAGAACAGACAGACGUGAGUUUGUCCCUACUCUGCCUCUGAUGGGUUUACUCUGACAUUCUUCCAACCAGUCUCACUCCUUUUGCCUAAACUUAACCAAUCCAACCAAUGAGGACGAGUACUAGCCAAUCAGAGGGAGAGUAGGCGGGUCAUGCCUUUACCACCCUAGAAAAUAAGAUUGUCGUUGGGGAUUCCUCCUGGUGAAAUUGCUUGUCAUGUGUGACCCCACGUUGCUGAUCACUCAUGUAAUGUGCAAACUACAACAACUUAAAGACAGCCUGUAAUAACAGUCGUGUCAUGUGAUCAGUGCAGCAGUCUGACGACCAACGUACGGUGACGUUAGAGGCGCACGUCACUGGACUGUUAUCUUUGUACAGCACCAGGCCGUCUCCCUGUCCCCAGUCUUUAUGCUAAGCUAAGUUAGCCUGCUGCUGGCGGUAGCUUCAUAUUUCGUGCACAGACAUGAGACAUGGUGUCAAUCGAAUCAUCUAACUCUCAGCAAAGACAGUAAAUAAGCACGUUUCCCAAAGCGUCAGACUUUCCCUUUAAAAGGUAUCGCUGUGCAUUUAGUUUGGACCAUCAGUGUUAUUUCACACCGUGCUGACCCGCCCAACAAAGAUCUGGUGGUGUUAAAGGUUUCUGCACAUUGUAGAAAUAACUGUUAAAUGUUUUGAGGCUGAAGUGUAGUUACCUGGUGCCCUCGCCUGUGUAGGAGAAACUCAUGCUUUAAGAGGUCCCAGUUUCUUCAUGUUUGCUGUUCUGACAUUUUAAUAAUGACUGGUGGAGAAGUGAAAGCAGAGCCACAGAUGGAUAGAGCUUAUUUUACAGAAGGUUCCAGGUGAUACAGAGAAUAUAUUUUUUAUGUUUUAGCCUUUAAUGCAGUCGAGAGAAUCAAAAAGAAUUGUUUUUAUUUUUUUCAUCAUGCUGCAUUUUUCCUAUCAGUAUUGUAUCGAUUUUAAGACUGACAAAAAGAAGCAAUUUCUUUGUGUUGUGUAUGCAUCUAUGAGGAAUGCUCUGACGUGAAUGCAUCGGUGGACUGACUUCACUCUGAAGAUGACGUAGUGAGAGCCUGGUAUCUCCUGUACAUAGUUUGACCUUUGUAUAUAUAUAUAUUUCUGGUUGUGAUCACCUCUGCCUUUUCUCUUUUUCUUUUUUAAUUUUCUUUUGCAGGCGUUGCUAUCUGCACUGUGCUUGAAUCUGAAUUUAGACAGGAUGUACAGCUUCGAUCUUCAAUGAAAAUGAAAUAAUGAU
Messenger RNA from Epinephelus fuscoguttatus (brown-marbled grouper), 6882 nucleotides. RefSeq names its product potassium voltage-gated channel subfamily A regulatory beta subunit 2a (gene kcnab2a). The coding region runs from base 867 to 2063 and encodes 398 amino acids. Gene Ontology annotation, molecular function: voltage-gated potassium channel activity; potassium channel regulator activity; transmembrane transporter binding. The record is from RefSeq and is a predicted model, not a curated record. The transcript has 14 exons. Gene Ontology annotation, cellular component: extrinsic component of cytoplasmic side of plasma membrane; membrane; voltage-gated potassium channel complex. Gene Ontology annotation, biological process: regulation of potassium ion transmembrane transport; regulation of action potential; potassium ion transport. NCBI's taxonomy places the organism in Eukaryota, Metazoa, Chordata, Actinopteri, Perciformes, Serranidae.